UGACAACGUCUCAAUCUUUGAUAUAACCCUUUGACGUACGCACGAGGUACUUGCACCAACGAUGGCGUCCAACAAAGCUGCAAGAGUUGGCGAAGAGGUGUGGAAGAGCCGUAUAGAUAAAGUCAAUGCCGAGCUUGUUACCCUCACAUACGGCACAAUUGUUGCGCAGCUAUGCCGCGACUAUGAGGGGGACUACGUCGAAGUGAACAAGCAACUAGACAAGAUGGGCUACAACAUUGGACUGCGCCUUAUCGAGGACUACCUAGCAAAAUCGAAUUCGAUGCGCAGGUGUUCGAACUUCAAAGAGACAGCCGACAUGAUCUCAAAGGUCGGCUUCAAGAUCUUCCUCAAUAUCACACCGACAGUGACAAACUGGACGACAGACAGCAAGCAAUUCUCGCUGAUCUUCGAGGAGAAUCCGCUGGCGGACUUUGUGGAGUUACCCGACGACGGGCGCGCGCAGGAGGAGCUCUGGUUCUCGAAUAUCUUCUGCGGGGUACUGAGGGGCGCUCUGGAGAUGGUACAGAUGCAGGUCGAGGCUCAUUUUAUAAGCGACGUGCUGAAGGGGAAUGAUACGACGGAGAUGCGGAUAUCGCUGAUACGGUACAUUGAUGAUGAGAUGCCGGCGGAUGAUGAGUGAGGGGUUGGUGGUGCUUUUUGUGGAGUUUCGGCGCUAGAUAUAGGGGUGGGGAUUCAUGACAUGGCAGGGCUAUGGCGACGGGAUGGUUUUUGGUAGGUACGCCUUGAUAGAGCUCCACCGAAUGAAAUCAUGUUCUACAAUACUGGGCUAUGCUUCCACCUCUUUGCUAGUUGGUUGGAUAGUUGUGGUUGUUACGCAGCCUCAUCGGCUGUUGCGUAC
This is a messenger RNA of Pseudogymnoascus verrucosus, 859 nucleotides long. RefSeq names its product transport protein particle 22 kDa subunit (gene BET3). Gene Ontology annotation, cellular component: cis-Golgi network membrane; cytosol; TRAPP complex. The transcript is spliced from 4 exons. Lineage: Eukaryota; Fungi; Ascomycota; Leotiomycetes; Thelebolales; Thelebolaceae. The record is from RefSeq and is a predicted model, not a curated record. Bases 62 to 640 code for a protein of 192 amino acids. Gene Ontology annotation, biological process: endoplasmic reticulum to Golgi vesicle-mediated transport; intra-Golgi vesicle-mediated transport.